AUGGUGGUUACCAAACCAGAGACUGAGGAUGAAGAUGAACCGCUCAUUGCUGCCAAGCUGACUGAAGAGGAGCAAGAGGACACAACAGAACUUGAUCCACACUUCAUCAUUGAGCUGCCAGAUCAGAACGAUGCUCUGUGUUACAACAUUGAUGACAAACCUGGUACCAUCUUCAACCUGGGUAGAGACCCACUUACAGGCAUUGUAGUGAAUGGCCAGAUCAUUGGAGAUAAGAAAAUCAUCCCAGGAAACAAGAUGCACACCUAUUUCGGGCGCUUUGGGAUUGUUCAUGAGAAGUUUGGUAUCAGAUUGAUGGUGAGCACAAAGGAGAUCUCAGUGUCUGAAAACAAAAAACUGGCAACAUUCUCCUGGAUUAACAACAAGACAUUAGAAGGACUGAAGUGA
Molecule: messenger RNA, 405 nt
Organism: Cyprinus carpio (common carp)
Lineage: Eukaryota; Metazoa; Chordata; Actinopteri; Cypriniformes; Cyprinidae
Product: inter-alpha-trypsin inhibitor heavy chain H3-like
Exons: 4
Coding region: 1-405 (134 amino acids)
Source: RefSeq, a predicted model, not a curated record